Durusdinium trenchii is the source of this 555-nucleotide messenger RNA. Lineage: Eukaryota; Dinophyceae; Suessiales; Symbiodiniaceae. The record is from the annotation of a GenBank genome assembly.
AUGCGCUCGGAUUUGCGGUGCUUCUAUAUCCUCUACGCCGCACGCUACAUUCAGGCUGCAGUGACCGUCCUGCUAGAACCGAAGAGAAAGGACUUCUUAGAGAUGAUGGUGCAUCAUAUCGUUACUAUUGGCGUGGUUUAUGUGUCUUACUUUGGCGGCUGGAACCGAGUUGGAGUCGUUGUCAUGGUUCUCUUAGAUCCAGCAGAUGUGCCAUUGCAUUUGGCGAAACUGUGCAAAUACACCUCGGAAGCUUUGCAGAUGAAUCUGUGGCAGUUCUUUGCCGAUCGGCUUUUCGAGUUCUUCGCCGUGCUGUUCUUCGUGACUCGCCUUGUGAUGUUCGGGUACGUGUGCUGGUCGGCCCACUUCGAGUCGGCACAGUACUUUGACGUGAACUACGCGGCCAAGUUUUGUAUUCUUUUGCUUUACCUCUUGAUGGUUUUGCAGCUCUAUUGGUUUGGCUUGAUCCUCAAGGUGGCCGUGAAGCUGAUGCGAGGACAAGGAGCCGAGGACAUCCGCUCUGACGACGAAGAUGAAGCUCCGAAGAAGAAGGAUUAG